Messenger RNA from Oryzias melastigma (Indian medaka), 2451 nucleotides. RefSeq names its product metalloproteinase inhibitor 4. The record is from RefSeq and is a predicted model, not a curated record. Gene Ontology annotation, cellular component: extracellular matrix. NCBI's taxonomy places the organism in Eukaryota, Metazoa, Chordata, Actinopteri, Beloniformes, Adrianichthyidae. Gene Ontology annotation, molecular function: protease binding; metalloendopeptidase inhibitor activity. Bases 356 to 1030 code for a protein of 224 amino acids. Gene Ontology annotation, biological process: negative regulation of endopeptidase activity; negative regulation of membrane protein ectodomain proteolysis. The transcript is spliced from 5 exons.
AGCAUUCAAGACCAGAGUGUGAGGAGAUCCGACUAUUGUGAGUCUCCUUGGGUGUUUUCCACGGAGAAGGGGAGAGGGAACGAGGAGAAAAGAGAGUGGAGCAGAAGCAGCAGCAGCCUUCAACCCAAUUGAUUUGCUGCAACUUGAAUUUAGAGCCGCAAUUUAAACUUAUGAAAACAUCUCUAUCCACAGCUGCCUCCAAGCUCAGCGGAGCUCACCCCAAAAAUUUGACCCCGCUGUUCUAUUUGCCACGCUCCCCCUUUGUUGACUGUCGGGCUGAGUCGCGUCCAGGGAGACUUAACCGCGUCAGAGCGUUCAUCAAGUGGUGGAGCGGUCGGAGGUAGCCAGAGCCGUCAUGGCCGUGUCCCAGGAGCAGAGUGUGUGUUUGGGGCUGUGGAUGGUCCUUUUGCUUGGUGCGGGCAUGGAGGACGCCGUGGAGGGAUGCAGCUGCCACCCUUCACACCCGCAGCAGCUCUUCUGCAGCGCUGAGAUUGUGAUAAGGGCAAAGAUCUCCGGAGAGAAGAUCGUGUCACCUAGCAACAGCUCCUCACCUUACAUGAAGAUGAUCCAGUACGAGAUCAAAAUGAUCAAGAUGUUUAAAGGUUUUGACCGGGCCAAGGAUAUCCAGUACGUGUACACGCCUGUCUUCUCCUCCUUGUGUGGAGUCAAGCUGGACUCCAACAACAAAGCAGGGUAUCUGCUCUCAGGGAGUAUGUGGAACGAUGGCAGGAUUUCUAUUGGCCAGUGUGACCUGGUGGAAUCAUGGGACAACUUGUCCCUUUCGCAAAAGAAGAACCUUAAUUACAGAUACCAGCUGGGCUGUGAAUGCCGAAUCAACACGUGUUACACGGUGCCGUGUGCGUCUACAGGCGAGAACGAGUGCUUGUGGACGGACUGGCUGCUGGAUAACAGUCUAAACGGGGAGCAGGCCCGGCAGUACGCCUGCGUGCGCCGCUCGGACAUGAGCUGCAGCUGGUACCGGGGCGGACCUCAACCAGAUAAAGACUUCUUGGACAUGACCGACCCCUGAUCGACGACGCUGCCCCCGUCUGUAUUCCUGCUGAAAAAUGCCUCAUCAAAAAUGAAACAAAAAAUACUGACAAAAGGAAAACUGCUAAUUUGAGCAAAGUCUGGGUGCGUAAAGCAGAAAAAAAAUGUAAUUUAGGAAGAAUUUAAAGAGCUUUUAGUGGUCAGGUGGUGGCUGGAAGAAAAUGCUAUAAAAUGAAGGAGAUUCCUACGUUUUUGUGUCAAUCACGUCACUUAUUUGAUAUUACAGAUCACAGCUACACUGCAAUGUGGGUAAAAAGGAACUCCUUUCCACAAAAAUUAAAGACCUCUCAAUGGUUUAUUUAUAACAUUUUUUUUAAAUUAGGCUAAAGUUUAGAAUUUGUCCAAUAAAAUGAGAGAAUUGCUGUUUUCCCACAGUUUUUCAGCUGUGCGACUGUGCAGCAUACUAAGUUUGUUGGAGAUAAUGAUGCUGUUGUGUGAUAGACGGCAUCUGAGCCUCACUAAAACCUUUCAGUCCAUUUGCUCAGACGAAAUCAACACCCUGACCCACUGGGACUCUGGAAACUAUGAACGAGACGCAGCAUUCUUCAUUACAGUUUGAUCGGUGAAAGAAAAUAAAAUGUAAAUAUUGUAUUUUAGCUGGACUUAACAUCCUAAAACUAACAAGAUUUUAUGUGUAGUAUAGGAUUUCUUGGGCUUUGGUUCAGCUCUACUUUUUAUCUGUGCCAAAAAUCUAACCCGGUUCUUUAACAAGGUAGAAGCCGAGACUCCCUCUUCUUUCACAAGAAAUGUUUAUUUUUUAUUAAUUUAACUUUUAAAAAGCUAAAGUAGAUAAUCCUUUGCAGUUAAUUUGAUUUCCAAUGAGCUAUUAAAUAUUCAAAAUUAAUUUAUGAAAAGACCUGAAGUCUAAAGUGACCCCUGUCUUGUUUUUGGAUUACUUUAUGCGUUUUAAAAUGCAUUAUUUUUUUGGCUCUAUACAAUUCAAGAAAUUACCAAUUAAAUAUCAAAUUUAUUUCUUGAAAGUAAUUUGAUUAAAAAUGUUAUUUAAAUGUAAAAUUGAAAUAAUAAGUAAUGCCAGGAUCAUAAUGGAUUAUAAUUGGUGAGCCUUAAGCAGGAGGGGGUUAAAACAAUUUUAUGUUUGUUUUAUAUGAAAAGUAUUGUUCGGCUUUGUAUUUAUGUUGUGUUUCUGUCUGAAUAGUUUUCUAUCUACAUGUACCAAAAAAAUCUGAUUAUAUAUAAAAUGUCUCAGUGGAAAAAAAGUGUUGUUGUCUUUUUGUUUCCACUUGAAAAAGUUUUUUUUUUUUUUUAACACAUCAUCCUUUAUUCUAGUGUAGAAAUGUCUGAAUACCUCUGAGUGUCUCUGGAAUAUUUGUGGGAGGGUUGAAUUAAUGUUCAUUUCUCUCAAUAAACAACCCUAUAGUGGUAUUUUGAUCCAUUCACACA